This is a messenger RNA of Eubalaena glacialis (North Atlantic right whale), 820 nucleotides long. RefSeq lists its product as uncharacterized. The transcript has 4 exons. Bases 1 to 639 code for a protein of 212 amino acids. NCBI's taxonomy places the organism in Eukaryota, Metazoa, Chordata, Mammalia, Artiodactyla, Balaenidae. The record is from RefSeq and is a predicted model, not a curated record.
AUGCCGGCCCUUCACAGCUCCUUUGAGGGGAAACGACAAUGCAAGCCACUUGGCCACCAAAGCGGCCUCUUAGCCGCACGGGCCUGCCAGGUGGCUGCCACCGACCAGGGGAAGCGAAAUAGCCACCGCCAAUGUACAAGGAAAGGAAAGGGCCAAACGCGGGAGAGGGCGCGCGGCUCUGCGUCGCUGAGGAAUAGUUGUAGGGGGCGGGCUGAGUUUUCCCGGAGUUGCGAGCAAGCACCAAAUCUACUCUCUCGGAUCCGUCCGCGGCGCGCCCGCCCUCCCUGCCUCCUCUCCCAGCUGCUGUGCGGACGUGAGGAGCAGGCGGAGAACGCGCCAGAGCCGGGAGCGGAAAAAAAACCAAGUGAGUGCACGAGAGAUACAAAUGGAUCGUUUGGUGGAGAAAUCCGUCUUCGUCACCGCCGCCAGGCUGGGAUUAAUGCGAUUGAAGGCUCCUCCAGGCUCCGCCAGGGAGACGGGCUCGGAAAAGCAAAAGAAAUUGAACUUACCCUAAGGACUUCCCUGGUGGCACAGUGGUUAAGAAUCCGCCUGCCGAUGCAGGGGAUACGGGUUCGAGCCCUGGCCUGGGAAGAUCCCACAUGCCGCGGAGCAGCUAAGCCCGUGCGCCACAACUACUGAGCCUGCACUCUAGAGCCUGCGAGCCACAACUACUGAAGCCUGCGCGCCUAGAGCCGGUGCUCUGCAACAAGAGAAGCCACCGCAAUGAGAAUCCAGUGCACGGCAACGAAGAGUAGCCCCCUCUCGCCACAACUAGAGAAAGCCCGCGCACAGCGACGAAGACCCAACACAGCCAAAACAU